AUGGAAUCCAGGCAGCGUGUACUAGAUCAGUUAAAAUCCUUCAUUGAAGAUUCGGAGCAACGAAUAAAUAACAUUAUACACAGCCUUAAAUGGAGUAAAGACGGUUUGUUACGCUCGAAAUGCGACAAACCUAAAGAUGGUGUUAAAAAUGAGUCAAAUCGUUCCAACGAUAUGUUUCCUCCUUCCUUCCAAGCAAGCGAAAGUUCUUCUUCUAUUCGCCUAGAUAACAUCAAACAAGCAGAAGCAAUAUUGGAAGCAAUGUAUGAGAAUCCUUCGUUUGCAUUGGCAGUGCCGUUCGAAGAGCUGGUGAACCGUGGUCCGCCUUCAAACCUUGCAGAUUUGCACAUAAAUUUUACACCGGACGAACGUUUAUCUUUGUAUCAGUACGUGAUGAAAAACACCAUAAAACCACCCGAUGUGCCGGAAAUCAAAAUAAGGUUCAAGCGUGAUGCACAUGGAGAAGAAAAGGCCACAUCGCUGACCGAAAUAGCAGCCAUCGAACGCGAUGCUCGAAGGCGCAACGCGAAACACAGAGUGUCCAGAAAUCCUCUAACUUACAGCGAAAAAGUGCGACAUUUGAUUCAAGUGCAAACCGAUGCAUUGGCUCAUCAUUUCGGUCAGUCCUCCACACAGACUGCUGAAGCAAGUGAUAAAAGCAGAAAGAAGAGCUCGAAGCAUGCCCGAAAGUCUCGCUCCAACACACCCGAACCGGAUCGUAGUCACAGAAAGAAGAAACGUCACAGAAGUCGCUCCCGAGAACGUUCCAAGUCUGGCGAACGGAAGCGACACAAAUCGCACAAGAAACAUAAGAGAAAGCAUAAUCAUUCAUAA
Messenger RNA from Anopheles maculipalpis, 831 nucleotides. Its product is annotated as E3 ubiquitin-protein ligase RBBP6-like. Bases 1 to 831 code for a protein of 276 amino acids. The record is from RefSeq and is a predicted model, not a curated record. The transcript has 4 exons. NCBI's taxonomy places the organism in Eukaryota, Metazoa, Arthropoda, Insecta, Diptera, Culicidae.